AACCAAAACUCUUAUCACUUUCUAUCUCUUUCAUUUUUAGGGUUUCUCUCAAAAAAACCAAAACGGCAAAACACACAAAACACAAAGAACCCUUUUUUUCGAUCCAUUUUCUCUCAAAAACAACAACAACAACAACAUGGCGACUCAAAUGAGCAAAAAACGAAAGUUUGUGGCUGAUGGAGUGUUCUACGCGGAGCUGAAUGAGGUGUUGACGAGAGAGCUGGCGGAGGAUGGUUACUCGGGCGUCGAAGUUAGGGUUACGCCCAUGCGGACUGAGAUUAUUAUCAGAGCCACUCGUACUCAGAACGUUCUCGGUGAGAAGGGAAGAAGAAUUAGGGAACUCACAUCUCUUGUUCAAAAACGUUUCAAGUUUCCCGAGAACAGUGUUGAGCUUUAUGCUGAGAAAGUGAACAACAGAGGGCUCUGUGCCAUUGCUCAGGCAGAGUCUCUGCGUUACAAGCUUCUAGGAGGGCUUGCUGUCCGGAGGGCUUGCUAUGGUGUUCUUAGAUUCGUUAUGGAGAGUGGUGCAAAAGGAUGUGAGGUUAUAGUUAGUGGUAAGCUCAGGGCUCAGCGUGCCAAAGCUAUGAAGUUCAAGGAUGGUUACAUGAUAUCCUCUGGCCAGCCUGUCAAUGAAUAUAUUGACUCUGCUGUGAGGCAUGUGCUUCUUAGACAGGGUGUUCUUGGUAUCAAGGUGAAGAUAAUGCUCGAUUGGGAUCCUAAGGGCAAGGUAGGUCCCAUAACACCCUUGCCUGAUCUGGUUACCAUACACUCACCCAAGGAGGAAGAGGAAUACAUCUUUACGCCUGCAUUGGCGGCAAGUAACAUAGAGAUUGCAGCAGUUUAAACUAGGUCCCUUCUUGUCCAGUUUGCUUUCACUUUAUAGUGCCUAGGACAACAGAAACUUAAAGAUGCUUGUUAAAUUUUUCACUAGGAAUAGGAUUUGAGUUAUGGUUCCAUCUAGUUCUUCUAUUUUGAGUUGGUGACUUGUGAAGGAUCAUUUUUGUGGACCAUGUUGCCUUUGAUUAACGUAUCAUAGUUGCUAUUUGUUGUGCUGA
Molecule: messenger RNA, 1055 nt
Organism: Quercus robur (English oak)
Lineage: Eukaryota; Viridiplantae; Streptophyta; Magnoliopsida; Fagales; Fagaceae
Product: 40S ribosomal protein S3-2-like
Exons: 6
Coding region: 137-844 (235 amino acids)
Biological process (GO): translation
Cellular component (GO): cytosolic small ribosomal subunit; nucleus
Molecular function (GO): structural constituent of ribosome; RNA binding
Source: RefSeq, a predicted model, not a curated record